This is a messenger RNA of Misgurnus anguillicaudatus (oriental weatherfish), 4021 nucleotides long. Lineage: Eukaryota; Metazoa; Chordata; Actinopteri; Cypriniformes; Cobitidae. The record is from RefSeq and is a predicted model, not a curated record.
UUUGACGUCAUCCGGCUGGCGAUUCUUAAGGCGCCACAUGAAGUCGAACAAGCCUAUUAUUCCGUAGCAGCGGGAGAAACUAAUGUCAACAAAGUGACGAGUUACGAUCGAUCCGUUGUGUUUAAUUUGGAAAUCUUACAUUGCCUGAUCCUCUGUGCAUUUAGUUCCUUCCUGUGUGGUGCUAUAUCAUUGAUGAUCAAACAGAUCCAAUAUAGAGCAUAUUUUAUUUACAUGUUAACAGUAUUAAAAUAAAAUAAUACCACUUAUUCAUGAAAUGGAAACUUAUACAAAGCUUUUUGGAAUGUUAUUUAGAGCAAUUUAAGAAGUAUAGAGAUAUUAUAAAAUUUGUUAAAUAAAUAUGGUUAUACAGGAUAAUUUAGUGUUUUUUUCUUUGCAUGUAACUUUAUGUGCUCUACACUCCAGUUCAGUAGGUGGGGGUAGUGCAUAAAUUUGGUUUGCCAACCGAACAUACAACUCCAGGUAGAAGAAUCUCGUUGAUGUAAAACGCGGCACACGGAGAAGAAGAAAAACUAGGGAAAAAGCAGGAUUUGAAAAGGUCAACAAGGAGGAAAAGGAAGCGUGGAAGGCUGAAAAAUGAAUAACCUUGACCCCGAAGAUGCCAUUUUCCUGGUUGAUGCGUUCAUGGAUGAGAGCAAGGGGGAUCAGCGUGGUGAACACACCAAAGAAGGGUCUAAAUCUACAAAGCUGUGUGUUUGGCCUGAUGAGGACAAUGAUGGUCAACCUCUGCCAAAAAGACGUAGAGCUGGGGAGAAACGAAAGCGAGAUUCGGCUACUGUUUCUUCAGCAAGCGUUACACCCUCCUGUGCUCUUUUUACCAGCACAACUGAAGACACUGUGACCUUCGAAAAUUUAGACUCCCUCAUGCAAGAUGUCCGAGACCUCGUGGAAAGUGGUGCUGAACAACCUGUCCCGUCAAACUGGAGGAACAGGCAAACUUCUUCUCUGGAGAAUUGGACAGUAAUGAGGCCCUUCAUGGUGAACAAUAUGUUGUCAUCUGAGAAGCCCAAGGAGGGGGUUUGCCAUCAUUGUGGACAAAAGGCUGCAGUAGUGAUGUGUAGGGAACGUUUACCGCGAUCACUCUUCUGCACAGCCUGUGACCUUUCCACACAUGAGGACCUGGUGCUUCAUAACAGAGCAUCCAUGGUGGAGUGGUUCUUUAGACACCUGCACCCAUCCAUUUUGUUCAGCAGCAUGAGGGAGGGAAAUUAUCCUAUCAUGAAAAAGGUAGUUUUUAAGUCUCAUGUUUUAUAGGCUUUUUUACAUUUUACACAAACCCUAGCUGAGUUUUUGGUUUCAUUUACUCUAAUGUAAACAAAUUCUGCUUUUUAGAUUGUAUGUUACCAAUCGUUCCUCCCUGCUGCGACUGCGGCACUGGGCAAACAAGCUUUUCCAAGGGAAAGGCAGUUAUUUUAAUUGGAAUGAAUGGAAAAUACAACCUCUUCCUUCCAUCAGUUAACUGCUCCUGUGGAAAAACCUUGCCAGUGACCAUAAGUGAUCUGGUUGAAAGUGGUUACUGGCCAGCCACUGUCAAUUUUGAGACCUUGUACAUGGUGGACUUGUUCACCACGUAUGAGGAUCUAAAAAUCACUGCCCCAGGGAUGUCGAGACAAGCUUUUGUCAGCAUGCUUGAGUGCCGUACAAAACUCUUUGGGCGAAGUGGUAAGAUAUGUGGGGACACAAUGCAGAGGGCCUUCCUCGAAUGGGCUUAUGCCAAAUUUGAGGUUGACAAGCUGUCUCAGGUCCAGCAUUUUCAGUGCCCUGCAUGCACACCCUCCAUGUUGGCAGUUGCAGUGGAUGGGAACCGCAAAUUAUAUCGUUUCAAAAGCCAACCAGGACCUAAUGGUUUUUUUGAUGGAGUCUUUUUGGCCAAUGAUGCUAAGGUGUCCUCCUUUGUUGAUUACAUCCAUGGAACAACUGGACAUAAUCCGGGGAAAGGGAAAUGUGGUGCGGGUCAGUGGACCGCAGCACGAGAGUCCGCCAACAAGUCUGCAAGCAAACUAGACGAGGAAGGUGUUGAAGUUGCUGUCUGUCGUCAUGGGGUUUUGCUGAAGGGACUGAAUAUGUUCCGUGGAGAAAUAUUUGCAUACCCAUUAUAUCUCCAGAAACAUCUAGCUUCACAGACCGUCCAGUUUUUUUGCUCUGAUGUAGUCUGCAAAUAUUGGCCAUAUCUGCAGAGAGUUGUGGACCACUGUCCAGAGUUGGGGGACUUGCUGAACAUGCGCCCGUUUCUUUCCAUCAUGCAUGCAAAAGCGCAUUCAUGGAUGUGUGAGUUAAAAUGGGGGGGACGCAAUCAAGAAGGAGCUGGAACAACAAUCGGGGAGGAGGUUGAACAAGUUAACAGCUUCCUCUCCCGAGCAGCCAUAUGUUCAAAGUACAUGUCAAAAGCCGUUCGCACAGACAUGCUAACAAUCCAGGCAAGUGGCUGGAACAAGCGAAAGGCAGAAAACCUUGACCGGACACUGGCCAAAAGAUACAUCAAGACUGUACAAAAGAUUGCAGAGGCAACAAAGGACCUGGAGAAACUCACUGCUGAGUUAUCGCUACAGCAAGACACAGUCCAGCAGUGGGUGUCUGAUGUUCAGCAGUGGACCUCAGGAGCAACAAUCCAAAAUGACCUGCAGAGGACCAUCGAGGGGCUGUAUUUGAGCAUCAAACAACGAAAAUUUCAGCUGUAUCGCCAGUCAGGUGGGAAUAAGCGAAGGCAUCAACUGAGAAAAAAGAUUGCUGUUGAGAAGAAAGCCUUGGAAGUUGCCAUCAAUGACCACAAUUCUACUGUGGGGGAUACUGAAAAACUGCCUCCUCCCAAUGAACUUCUGGCUGUGGACAACUACUCCUGGCCAUGGGAAUGUCAUGGUGACAUGGAGCGGAAAAAAAAUGUUUUUGACAAGGUAAUGCUGCUGGCUAGACUGAAAGAAGAAGAAAUGAUUGUGGUUCGUGAAGUCAAGCAGCACAUGGAGUACAUGAGGAGUGUUGCUGGACUGAUUGAAGAGUUUACCUUUCAGCUCACUGAAGACACCAACGGGACAUGCAGUACAGAGGGCUUAAUGGAGAACGGACGUGAGGGACUACUCUGUGUGCUGAAGAGAAGAUUGUGUGAAGUUGAAGCACAACUGGCUACAGCACGCACAACAUACAAAAGUAUUCUUGGACUGCAAACAUUGUCCUUAGAUGACCUCUCUGAAGAGGAAGACUUUGAGAUUACUUCCUCAACUGAUGAGGAACUGGAAGAGUAGUUACACUGCAAAAAAUGACUUUCUUUCUUAGUAUUUUUGUCUUGUUUUCAGCAGAAAUAUCUAAAAAUUCUUAAAUCAAGAUGUAUAAAUGACCUAAGAAAAUAAUACUAGUUUUUAGACAAAAAAUAUACAAUUUAAAGAAUUUUAUAUCAAUAAAUCAUAAAUCAUACCAGUUUUGACCACAAUCGUACAUACUGUUCCUUUAAGUGAAUUUGUGCUUAAAACAAGCAAAAAUAUCUAACAAUGCGGUGAGAAAAUUUUACUUGAAUUAAGUGUUUAAGAAAAACAAAAUCUUAUUUCACAAUUUUUUUUCUCACCCUAUUGGCAGAUAAUUUUGCUUGUUUUAAGGACAAUUUCACUUAAAUUGUAUAUUAUUUGUCUUAAAACUAGACUUAUUUACUUAGGUCAUUUUGCUCAUCAAGAAAAGGCUUCUUAAUUUAAGAAUUUUUAGAUAUUUCUACUGAAAACAAGACAAAAAUACUAAGUAAGAAAGUCAUUUUUUGCAGUGUAUUAGGCAGAACAUGUGUAUGAUUCUAAGAUGUUGUCUUAGUGUGUUGAACCCAAUCAUCAAUAAGUUAAGUGAAAGUAUGUGAAACUUGAGGCUAUUUUACUGCUGUUGUAAGAUUUGUGCAUGUAUUUUAAAUUCCUCUGAAAUUGUAAAAACCCAUUAUGUUAGCCCAUUAGUCCCCACCCUCUGUCCCAACCCAAUAUCUGGUGAUUCACAACUGUUGAACCUGACAAAUUACAUUGGUCUUUUUUUAGCAUUA